Molecule: messenger RNA, 3849 nt
Organism: Arctia plantaginis
Lineage: Eukaryota; Metazoa; Arthropoda; Insecta; Lepidoptera; Erebidae
Source: the annotation of a GenBank genome assembly
AUGUCUAAACGGUCAGCGUACGACGACGAGGACAACCCACCAACACCAUCAGACGACUCAGACUUCGACGACGAUGAAGAUCCAGAUAAUUUGGAAGUACCAGGUGGUGGCAAGACCCUGGCGGCUGCUGCCCGCAUGGCAGACAAGAAAGUUACAGUUACACCACAGGUCACAGUCAAACCAACUACAAAUCCAUUGGCAGCUGCAUCAGGGCAGGCGUUCGGACAGGCCAGUAACGUGAAACCGAUCAAGAUCUCUGCCAGUUCCCUUACGAAACCCAUCAACAUAUCUGGCCUCGGGAGGGGCGCACCGGCGAGCAUGGCGCCACCGGCACCUUUUGCGGCGGGCUCCUCGGCCGCAUUCAGCGCGGCCUCGCUGCUCGCUCAGAUGGAGAUGGUGGGCAUGACGGGUAUGAACUCGUACCUACUACAGAAUUUGAAUCAGAUCCUAGCUUCUGGCAUGGGUGGGCCUUUGGCUGGUAUGUUGGGUCAGUUCGCACAAGUGGGCCCCAUGUGGGCACAAGGGAAACCCGGGAACAUGUGGCAGCCAGAAAAGAUGCCCGGAGACGAAGAAGAAGUGGACGAUGAAGAAAUGGGUGUAGCUGAAACAUACGCAGAUUAUAUGCCUCCAAAAUUAAAACUAGGACGCAAACACCCAGAUCCAGUGGUGGAAACAGCUUCACUAUCUUCAGUGGAGCCAGUAGAUGUGACGUACAAAUUAAGUCUCCCAGAUGAUACGAUACGCGGCGGACUAUUGUCCGCGCUGCAACUCGAAGCUGUUGUGUAUGCAUCGCAGGCGCACGAACACUUGUUGCCUGAUGGCACCAGAGCAGGCUUUUUAAUUGGUGACGGUGCUGGCGUGGGCAAAGGCCGUACAAUCGCUGGCAUCAUUUUCGAGAACUACUUGAAGGGUCGCAAGCGAGCCAUCUGGGUGUCCGUCUCCAAUGAUCUCAAAUACGAUGCGGAGAGGGACCUCAGGGACAUUGGUGCUUCCAAGAUCGAAGUACAUCCUCUUAAUAAGUUUAAAUACGCGAAGAUAUCAUCAGCAGUGAACGGCAAUGUGAAGAAGGGCGUGAUAUUCAGCACUUACUCCGCUCUGAUCGGCGAGACUCAGUCCUCCAACACCAAGUACCGCACCAGACUCAAGCAGCUGCUGCAGUGGUGCGGAGAAGACUUCGACGGAUGUAUCGUUUUCGACGAGUGCCACAAGGCCAAGAACCUGUGCCCGGUGGGGUCGGGCAAGGCCACGAAGACGGGCCUGACGGCGCUGGAGCUGCAGAACAAGCUGCCCAAGGCGCGCGUCGUGUACGCGUCCGCCACGGGCGCGUCCGAGCCGCGCAACAUGGCCUACAUGGUGCGCCUCGGCAUCUGGGGGGACGGCACGCCCUUCCCCACCUUCAUGGACUUCAUCAACGCCGUCGAGAAGAGGGGCGUGGGUGCCAUGGAGAUAGUAGCGAUGGACAUGAAGCUUCGUGGGAUGUACAUCGCGCGCCAGCUCUCCUUCCACGGCGUGUCGUUCAAGAUCGAGGAGGUGCCGCUCGCCGAAUCCUUCCGCGAGACCUACGACAAGGCUGUCUCUCUCUGGGUGGAGGCCAUGCAGCGUUUCACGGAGGCGGCCGAGCUGAUCAACGCGGAGUCUCGUAUGAAGACCACCAUGUGGGGACAGUUCUGGUCGGCGCACCAACGGUUCUUCAAGUACCUGUGUAUAGCUGCGAAGGUGAAUCACGCAGUGGUGACGGCCCGUGAGGCGGUGAAGUGCGGCAAGUGCGUGGUCAUCGGCCUGCAGAGCACGGGCGAGGCUCGCACCCUCGACCAGCUCGAGCGGGACGACGGGGAGCUCAGCGACUUUGUGUCCACUGCCAAAGGCGUCUUCCAAACCCUAGUGGAAAAACACUUUCCAGCUCCAGACCGUAACAGAAUCAACCGUCUGCUCGGUUUAGAAGCGCCCCGAGGGAAAGCCGCCGCGGCCGCCAUACACAAGCAACAGAACGGAAACAAAAACGGGCUUGAAGAUGAAGCAAAUACGUCUAAGAGAAAGUUAACAGCAAGACAGCAAGUGAAUCAAGCAGCCAAGCGCAUGCGCGGAAACUCGUCCUCUGACGAAUUCGUGCGAGGCUCGGAAGAUGAACUGGAAGCGGAAUCCGAUGAGGAACAGAGGCCGCCUGGAUCAGACUCAGAGCUGUCAGACUUCAAUCCGUUCCGUGGAGGCAGUGACAGUGACGAUGAACCGUGGCUCGGCCGUAAAAAGAAACCCGUGAAGAAGAAGAAAGCAGCAUCACCAAAGAAGAAACCGUCAACGACACAAGACAAGAUAGAGACAAUGUUCGAGCGCAAGAACAGCGCGGCCAGCGCCGCCACCGUCACCGUGACCACGCCCGCCGGACACAGCGUCACCGGCACCCCGGUUGGGACCAACGGACUCUACCUAGGUCCGGCUCGCAACCAGGCACCCCCCCGCUCGGCCAUCGAGCGCGCCUGCAGCAUGAAGGAGGAACUGCUGCUGGCCAUCGAGCGGCUCGGCCGGCGCCUGCCGCCCAACACGCUCGACCAGCUCGUGGACGAGCUGGGCGGCACUGAGAACGUCGCAGAGAUGACAGGUCGCAAGGGACGAGUAGUACAAACAGAAGAUGGACAGAUUCUAUACGAGAGUCGGUCGGAGGCGGACGUGCCGCUGGAGACCCUCAACCUGACAGAGAAGCAACGCUUCAUGGACGGCGAGAAGGACGUGGCCAUCAUCUCCGAGGCCGCCUCCAGUGGUAUCUCAUUACAGAGUGAUCGAAGGGCGCGGAAUCAAAGGCGGCGAGUUCACAUAACGUUAGAGUUACCGUGGUCUGCCGACAGAGCCAUACAACAGUUUGGUCGUACCCACCGAUCGAAUCAGGUGAACGCACCGGAGUACAUAUUCUUGAUCUCGGACUUGGCGGGCGAGAGGCGAUUCGCUUCGACGGUCGCCAAGCGCUUGGAGUCGCUCGGAGCGCUUACACACGGUGACCGACGCGCCACCGAGACUAGGGAUCUCAGCCAGUUCAACAUCGACAACAAAUACGGUCGGUCGGCGCUGGAGUCGGUGAUGCGCGCGAUCAUGAAGUACGACAGCCCGCUCGUGCCGCCGCCCGCUGACUACGCGGGCGACUUCUUCCAGGACGUGGCCGCCGCGCUCGUCGGCGUCGGCCUCAUCGUCAACAGCGAGGCCGCGCCCGGCGUGCUCUCGCUCGACAAGGAUUACAACAACAUGUCAAAAUUCUUGAACAGGAUAUUAGGCAUGCCGGUGGAGUUACAGAACAGACUAUUCAAGUAUUUCACUGACACACUCGCCGCAGUUAUGGAACAAGCCCGUCGCGGCGGGCGGUUCGACCUGGGCAUCCUGGACCUGGGCAGCGCGGGCGAGCGCGUGCGGCGCGUGCGCUGCCAGCGCUUCGUGCGCCGCCACGCCACCGGCCGCGCGCCCGUCGAGCUGCACACCGUGCACACCGAGGUAACCUCGCACUCACUAGACGUUAGAGCGGGCGGCGCGUGCGCUGCCUGCGCUUCGUGCGCCGCCACGCCACCGGCCGCGCGCCCGUCGAGCUGCACACCGUGCACACCGAGCGGGCGGCGCGUGCGCUGCCUGCGCUUCGUGCGCCGCCACGCCACCGGCCGCGCGCCCGUCGAGCUGCACACCGUGCACACCGAGGUAACCUCGCACUCACUAGACGUUAGAGCGGGCGGCGCGUGCGCUGCCUGCGCUUCGUGCGCCGCCACGCCACCGGCCGCGCGCCCUAGAGCUGCACACCGUGCACACCGAGGUAACCUCGCACGCUCAGCGGGGGCUGGACCCGGCCGGCGUGGCCGCGGACUGCUAAUAUUUUAA